CGUCUAUUUCCCACACCUAAACUCUCUGCCGCAGAUUCCUCUUUAUAUCGAGCCAGAUUCUUAGCUUCUAACAGCUUGCUAUUAUUGCGUGUUGUUGCUCUAAAGCAGUGUGAUGGACCAACUUCUCCAAAACACAUAUCAGUUUUUAUAACUGCAUUGGCGAAUCAAGAGAAGUACAAUAUUUUCACAUGCUCACAUCGUAUAAGACUAGAUUGGUAUCUCAGAUCAUGUUUCAUCAUCGACACCCCCGUCGACUUCUUUCCCAGUACAAAUACCACAGCACAACGGCCAGUCAAUUGUUCUCUACACUGCCGUCCUGAAGCCCUGAAAACCCACCCCUCAGAACCAAAGGCUACCUAGGAUAACACGCAGCACUCAAACCACCCCAUCCGAAGAUGCCCUUCGCCAAACCCCAACCGCAAACCCUCUACUUCGCCUACGGCUCCAACCUCAGCCUCCUCCAAAUGUCCACCCGCUGCCCCCAAGCAACCUACGCCGGAAUCGCACGCCUCGAAAACUACAAAUGGAUAAUCAACACGCGAGGAUACGCGAACAUCGUUGCC
Molecule: messenger RNA, 563 nt
Organism: Dothidotthia symphoricarpi CBS 119687
Lineage: Eukaryota; Fungi; Ascomycota; Dothideomycetes; Pleosporales; Dothidotthiaceae
Exons: 3
Source: RefSeq, a predicted model, not a curated record